UACUUAGAACCACUGGAUCUACUUAGCGCAAAAGAGAAAUUUGAAAAUACAGGAGCACCUUUUAAAGCCGCUUCAUUCUUCUCGGGAGAAAUCUGACAGACGCCUAAAACACAUCGUUUGACAUCCAGAGAUGGGCCGAAGGAAAUGGCACACUUUGCUGGGCAUCGUCCUUUUGUUGGUCACUGUGGGACACUGUGAAAGCAGAGCAGAAUCGAGGCAGAAAACGAGACAAUCGCCUCUAGAUCUCAUUUUAAAAGGCGUGGGAGACAGCAAUCACGGGGGCAGGCACAUAGCCAAACGAUACAGCACUUUAAAUGCCUUGGACCAAGACUACAAACACUUCACGAAGGAAAAAGCCGCGUUUGUCCCAAGGUUGGACAAACCAAUAGAGGUUGUCCAUAGAUACCCCAAUGUGAAAGAAAAGUUCAUAAAGCAUUUUGCAGGACCAAUCUCAUUCUCAUCAGAAUGCAGUAAGCAAUUUCAACGUCUCUACUAUAACACAAGGGAUUGUUCUACACCAGCUUACUAUAAAAGAUGUGCAAGGUUGCUAACAAGAUUAGCUGUGAGUCCAUUGUGUACACAACAUUAAAUGUUUGCCAUACCCAAGUCAUUGAAGAUGGAAACGCAAUUUGCCUAGGAAGUGCCUUGAGAAUUUCCCCAAGAUGGAUCUGAAUUAUAGCUGAUAUUGUUUUGGUUUACAGCAUUGUUUGUUUUAAUUACUGA
Carcharodon carcharias (great white shark) is the source of this 723-nucleotide messenger RNA. RefSeq names its product protein ALKAL-like. Lineage: Eukaryota; Metazoa; Chordata; Chondrichthyes; Lamniformes; Lamnidae. The record is from RefSeq and is a predicted model, not a curated record. The transcript is spliced from 6 exons. Gene Ontology annotation, biological process: positive regulation of ERK1 and ERK2 cascade; positive regulation of ERK5 cascade. Gene Ontology annotation, molecular function: receptor tyrosine kinase binding; receptor signaling protein tyrosine kinase activator activity. The coding region runs from base 131 to 589 and encodes 152 amino acids.